UUUCAUGCAGAUUAAACUUCAAAGUUAAAUACAAUUGAACUGUACUUGGGCAGUAAUUCUUUUGCCACAAGUCGUACAGAGACCACACUAAGAAUCACUUCUCUACAGUACAGUACUAGACAUGUCAUUAACUCAAACAGUCUAAUUAAAGCGAAAUGUAAAAUUUUAAUAAUAAUGUCAUUGUUUUUGUUAUAAACCACAAAAACAACUACAUUUCCUGGAGUUUCUCUUUUUUAAACCCAUGGUAAAAUAUAGAUCUAAUUAGGAUAAAGAGUAAUUUAGCAUGUGAAACGUUCUGUGAGUGUGGAUUAUCUCUUAAUACUGGUGUCACCCGUGUUGUUUGAACCAAGCAAGUUCAAAGGAUUAGGCCUGGCCCGUAAAUUCCCCAAUGAUCCCUUGGAGGACCUUAAAUGUCUCAUUAGGAUAAUUGCCCUUUGGGCAAUCACUCAUAAUAAUUGACUGCGAUUUUAAUUAUUAUUUUUUAUGCCCAUCUUGCUAUAAAACACAAGAAACAUCUCAAUUUAAGGGUAAUUCUGAGAAUCUGAGGUUUAAAAAAACAACAACAAUUGUUUAUUAUUAUUUCGCCAUUAUGGUGGCCGUCAAGCAACAGACACAAACCAUGCACUUCUGGGGUUGGCGUGAUUUAAAUCCCUGGCCCGAGUGAGGCGGGCGGGGCAAAGCAUCCUCCCAUCGAACCAAACACAAAUCUGGGCGGAGAAACGUCACCGGACGACCCCACAUGUCGCGUUGGAUUUACGGCUGUCCGCGUCUGUCCACGCCGGAGGAGAAAUCUCGCUUAAACUUCUCUGGAAAUGUACAACUCACGAAAACUAUGGACGAAAUAUUAUUUUAACACCGCUUCAAGAGGUCUUGCGAAUGAAACCUGAACCCACCUCCCGUGUAAAAGGUGACGGUCAUAAAUUCACCACAGAAAGUGAAGGACUUCCAUGCCAAACCUGGGGAGCCACUCCCGCCCCAGGUUGCUGGAAUGGAGCAACUCAUCGAGUCGAUAGAAAGGAAGUUGCAAAGACCCAUCCUGGCCAAGUCUCGCACCCUACCCAGCAUCCCUCAGUCGCCGCGAGUGUCCAGGGUGCAUCACUCUGAUCUCAUCGGAGGAAGUCCUCCUCGCAGAAAGAACCCACCACCCACUGCCAGCAACCCAAAAGCCUGCACACUGCCACCUGCAGGCGAACUGUGGCGCUUGGAGGAUGACUUGGAGGUUGAAGACGAGCCAGAGCGAGGGGAAGCCAGACCUCGCUCCCAGUCGCCCUUUUCUCACUUCCGGGCACGUGCCGCAUACCUCCGUAAAAGCAUCUCCGCUGAUAACCACCUGGACAUGAACUGCGACUACAGCUCAGGGACUGCAGUGGAGGACAAGCCCGCCCGCAGCAGUAAGGCGAAGCUGAAACGGAAAUUUAGUCUGGGCUCGGUUGAUCGCAAGGAGAAUCAACACAAGAAGUCGGAAUUUGGAAUCUCGAAGUUUACCCAUCGUCUCUCCCUCAAAGAACGUCCAUCCAAAGUCGAAAAGACCGCGUCGGAACGAGCACAUUCCUACAGGCGACGCUCCCUUAGUGUGGAUUGGGCCGAUUCAACCACGAUGACGCAGCCCAUGAGGGGGGACCAGGUCCACCAGCCGACCCCGGCCCGCAAGUCAGCCAGCUUGUCCUCGCCAAGUGCGGCUCGCCGCCUGUACCGCAACUUGUCUGGAAAGUUCCGUGUGAGCACCAACCCCUCUGCCUUGGAGGACAGUGUGUUGUCGGGACGGGGAGGAGACAAGGAGAGGCUGCGCAAAACCACCAUUUUCCAAAGCAAUGAAGCGCUGUUUGAAGCAGUGGAGCACCAGGAGUUGGACUUGGUGCAGCUGCUGCUCUCCCAGUACAGCUUAGAGGAGCUGGACCUCAACACCCCAAACAGCGAAGGCCUACUGCCCCUCGACAUCGCCAUCAUGACCAACAACGUGCCCAUGGCCAAGCUGUUGCUCCGCGCCGGUGCCAAAGAAAGCCCCCACUUUUUCAGCUUGGAGGGCAGAGCGGUCCAUCUGGCCACCUUGGUGCAGGAGGCCGAGCAGCGCGUAUCGGAGCUUCAGACCCAAGUCGGCAGCGAGGGUCCCGGAGAGCGGGAGGGAUCGGACCGGGAGAGGCAGCUCAAGGCCUGGGAGUGGCGGCUGCGGCUCUUCAGACGCAUGCAGACGGGCUUCGAACACGCAAACCCUCCAGACGUCCCCAGCGCAGCGCGCUUGUCUGUCAGCAGCAGCACCAGUCUGACAGUUGAUUUCCAGGAACCUCAAUCCGUCAACUCGGCUGUGGUUACCAAAUACAAAGUGAGCUGGAGCGCCACGCUGUCCUUCAGCUCUGUGCUGGGAGAGGUGGUGGUGGAGGACACGACUGUUCUGCAGUACAACAUCACUGGACUCACCUCUGGGACCCCCUACUACGUCCAGGUGUCAGCAUACAACAUGAAGGGUUGGGGGCCAGCACUCGCUUCGACCCCCGCCUGUGCCGCUCCUUCCAAUUGGAGGGAUGUCGACGACCGUGCUCCCCGCCAAGGAGGCCAGGAGGAGGUUCUAGACCAGCUGCUUGCCCAAAUAAAAGAUGCCCAUCAGAGCUGUGUCUGCCACGAACAGUGCAAAGCGCCAGCACAGGGCAGAAAACAUUCUGUCUCCAAAAGCCUGCGUCACCUCUUUCAACCCAACAGCAAAUUUGUCAAAAGCUUGAAAAGAGGACUUUAUUUGACAUCCAUCUUCUACAGAGAUGACAGUAUCCUGGUGACUCCCGAGGACCAGAUUCCCAUCGUGGAGGUUGAGGAUUCCUACCCCAGCUCCCUGAUGCAGGACUUCCUCUGGUUUACCAAGGUAUCCUACUUGUGGGAGGAGAUUCCCUGGCUACAGCAGUGUCUCAAUCCCACACAGUCGGCUUGUUCCUGCACCCUGCAAACACGCCUCAAGAUGCUCCAAGCUGUCUCUCAUCUCCAGGGCAUGCUGGGAACACAAGACCUGGGUCAAGUGUAUUUCGAGCCAAUCAAAGACAAGCACGGUAACGUCCUUCUGGUGCUCCUGAAGGACAUGAAUGCUUCUCAGAACCUGGACGGUGUGCGUUGGAUGCAGCUUUGCAAAUUGCAGCUACAACGCAAGUCCAUUUCCUCCCCCGAGGAGCCCACCGCUCUGGACAUGCUCCUCAUCACGCUGCACGAGAAGCUUGCUUAUCACCGGCGGAGCAGGAAGCUCUUGUCUCCUGGCUUGUACCUGGGAUAUUUGAAGCUGUGCACCUCCGUGGAGCAGAUCAGAGCGCUGGUACCCCAGAAGCUCCCCAACGUCCUCUGUCACACCAAGAUACGAGACAACAGUAACGUCUCCAGAGAGGAGUGGCAAUGGCUGCAGGCCCUCAGCUCCCUGGAGGAGACGAUGGAGACGGAGGCCAGCGCGCAGAGCGGCCCGCGUCCCCUCCUGCACGACCUGCGUAGCGCCAUCAAGGAUCUGAUCGCCCACAUUAAUGUCCCCGGCAACCAGGCACAGGACUUCCGGAUCUAUACUCAGGAAGUGUUGGAGUUUGGAGACAAGGUGUCCUUCCUUCUUCUCCUGCCUCCGAGCGAUGAAGUGUGCACAGCUCCCGGUCAGAAUAAUCCCUACUCGCCCCGCUCGGGCUUCCUCACGCUGCCCCUGCAGAUCUUUGAACUGGUCCACUUUAACGCCUAUUGCCCCGGUUUCAUCGGCCAAUACUGCCGGGUGUCCGCCUUGCUCGAGCUGGAGUCGCUCAUGUCCCAGCAAGCCCUGAGGGAGGCUUUCUCUGAAGAAGAGCUCGCCGCUGCCAAGAAGAAGCACCAGCAGCUCCAAGAACACAUUCAGCAAAUGGAGGAGGUGUGGCGUGACGCCAGGUGGAUCAUGGAGGCCUUGCAGUACGCCCGCUACAAACAGCCGACGGGAGGCAUAUCCAUCGGCGGCUUGAUCGACUUCUCCAAGGAUGUGAUGCCUGACAAGCCCACCUCCACAUCCUCCCAGCCCGACUUCAUGCCCUCGCCCUUGCCUUCACCAGAACCUUGCCGCAAGCACUCAGACUUUGCAGGCCUGUCGGACGAGGAAGGCUCCUCCGAGGUCUUCCUCACCACCGACAGCGACUACGACUCCAGCCGGGCCCAGAGCCCCCGCGAGCUGGACCUGCUGCCCCCGUCCCCGCUCUCUACCUCCGCGCCCCUGGAGCCCCGCGGCUUCCUUCGCAGCGACGGCAGCGGCUCAGGAGUCGGGAUCGGCAGAGGCGGACAAGGGGGAGGAAGCGGCGCCCUGAGGGACUCCACGCCCGACGUCCUGCAGGCUUCGGAGCAGCAGCGAGGCCGGGAACUCGGGCGGUGCGGAGGGGGUGUCUGCUGCGGGGCCGAGCGGCGGCGGGGGCCUCCUGAGCUUUUUGACAGCGACUUCAUCCUGCCAAGCCGGCAGAUUGAGCUGUUACACAUCACAGAGAAGCGACAGGCUUUCUGCGUGCGCACCAGUAGCCUGGAGUUCCCUUCGGCCAUGUCCGCCAACCACCAGUCGUACUCGCGUCAUGCUUCUUCACCGGCCACUUCGCCGCAGCAACGUUGGCACAGACCCUCGUCAGUGGACCGCUGUUGCUCGGCCGAACGUGGCCCGCAACAACGCCCGCCUGCUCGGACGCUAUCGGAGGACAGUGGCACCCAGCAGCUCUCGUGCCCGCGGCCGGCCGUCCACAGGAAAGGCUGCCACGCCACGCUCCGAGUGUACCCACAGUACCGCACCGGCCUCCCCAAGGAGACCAGUGUCAAGCUUUGCGUGACUCCUUGCACGUCAGCGGGCGAGAUGGUCCAGCUGGUGGUACAAGAGAUGAACCUGGUGUCUCAGCAAAUGCUUGGCGGCGGCGAUCAGGAUCAAGACGCCUUCUACGGCCCCGAACAGUUGAAGCACUUUGGCCUCGUGCUGGUGGUGGACGAGCGGGAAAAGUGGCUGCAGGACGACUUCUGUCCGCUGGAGCUGCAAAACCCCUGGCUGAGGGGUAAGUUGUGCGUGCGCAUUAAGGCCUACUCGCCCCUCGCUCUCAAACACGGCCGAGCCACCACAGUGUGACGCUUUUAAUUCAAAGACUGUGGUGUUAUUCAAAAUGACUUUUCCUCUGGAGGAAAAAUUUAUGGCUUCUUAUAGGAAAAUCCUUGAUUCUGAGCUUUGAAAAUGAUACAGGCUUCCAUCGAAAACGUAUCCUCUAGCCUUGUGUCCACCAACCAUCCAGUGUAUAGUCGACACGCUGUAGCUCCAACGUUGGAUCUUAUAAAAUAUAUAUAUAUAUAUAUCACUCAAACCAGCAGAUUGCAGUUUAUAAACAAGCAAUACUUUUUAUUUUCAAUGAUGAACAAAACAUCUUCCUAGAAUUGUGCAGAGUGCAUCUUUUCAAUUACCCUUGUUAUGCCGUGCUAAAAACUUGACCAGUUCAGUGUUCUGCUGUUUUGAUAUUACCCACAGUGCACCAGGAAGCGGUGCCCAUCCUUCCUCAUGAGGACUUGAAAGGUGCUUUUCUUUUCAGAGGGGCAACAAUAACUUAAAAAAAAGAAAAAAAAUAUGUAAAACAUUUCUGGGACAAACCACGAAAAAGCUCCUGACAUUCUCCACAUUCCGUUCAAAUAACUGUUUACACCUCUCACUUGGAUAAAAUUUUUCCGGACAUAUUUUCAUCAAAAAGAGGCUUUUUUUGUGCUUGGCGGUAUCGCAAAAUAUUUGUAGCAGGAGGUGCAGGUUACUAUGACAACCUCUGCUGUUCACGUGAGGAAAGUGUUUACAAAUUUUACUGAAAGAACAAAAAGUGUGGUCACGUGCUUCUACUGUAUGUUGAAAAAAUUGUUUAAAGUUGUGUUUUAGGUUUUAAGAAUGGCUUAUUUUCCUGUGUGAGUGCUUAGCUUCUUUUAUGUUGUUUAAAGUGUUAUUGUUGUUUCUUAUGAGGGCCGAUUGCAAAAAAAAAAAAAAGAUGGGGGGGGAAAGUCAUGUGGACACCUGUGUAAAUAGAGAGAUGUAUUGAAUGUACGUUAAAGACAUAAGAUGGUUCGGAGCCGAGGGGCGUCUCAUAAACGUGUUUGUUAGCCUCGUGUUUACAAAGAGCUGUUUGGUGGAUCCAUCAAGCAAAA
Messenger RNA from Phycodurus eques (leafy seadragon), 6114 nucleotides. RefSeq names its product ankyrin repeat and fibronectin type-III domain-containing protein 1 (gene ankfn1b). The record is from RefSeq and is a predicted model, not a curated record. Lineage: Eukaryota; Metazoa; Chordata; Actinopteri; Syngnathiformes; Syngnathidae. The transcript has 24 exons. Gene Ontology annotation, molecular function: protein binding. Gene Ontology annotation, cellular component: spindle. Bases 989 to 5068 code for a protein of 1359 amino acids. Gene Ontology annotation, biological process: regulation of establishment of bipolar cell polarity; establishment of mitotic spindle orientation; signal transduction.